Messenger RNA from Pocillopora damicornis (cauliflower coral), 588 nucleotides. RefSeq lists its product as uncharacterized. The record is from RefSeq and is a predicted model, not a curated record. Lineage: Eukaryota; Metazoa; Cnidaria; Anthozoa; Scleractinia; Pocilloporidae.
AUGUCGAUGUGGACAACUUUAGCCCUGAUUACUCUUCUCAACAGUUUCUUAUCGUCAGCAUCUGUUGCGGCUCCUGCUAUAGAUGUUUACAUUAGCAGUGAAGGUUGUGACGAUCGGCCAAAGACACCGAACACAUGUGGAAUUGCUUACAUCAAGGUGAACGGUGAGGAUUAUUCUCGUCACGGCAGAGGACAUAAUGUUGUUGUUGUGGACGGAGCAACAGGUGUCAUUCUUGAUUCAAAAGUGUUCGACACGUACGGGAUUAUAUCUGCCGGCAGAAACCUCAGGGACUACCUCAACAACAUUAAAGGAAACAAAAUCGUUUUGGUCGGUGUUCAAGACGAAGGUUCGAGAUAUGCUUCAUCAGCGGUUAGUGCUCUUAAAAGACUGGGGGCUAGUGAUCCUGUUCUUGGAAGCUUUCGGUCUUCUUUUGCAUUUGCUGGUUACGCGGGCACAGGACAACCAGCCUGGAUGACACAACAAAAGAUACAGCAGUGGAAAGCGAGAUAUCAUGGGCCCAGUCAAAUAACUCUGAAAAUUCCCCCCUCAUCAAGUAUGUCAAGUCAGUAUAGUCUGUUGCACUUAUGA